Molecule: messenger RNA, 1233 nt
Organism: Sparassis crispa
Lineage: Eukaryota; Fungi; Basidiomycota; Agaricomycetes; Polyporales; Sparassidaceae
Product: FAD/NAD(P)-binding domain-containing protein
Exons: 6
Coding region: 1-1233 (410 amino acids)
Molecular function (GO): FAD binding; monooxygenase activity
Source: RefSeq, a predicted model, not a curated record
AUGUCGAAAACCAAAGUUAUCAUCGCUGGAUGCGGAAUCGCCGGGCCUGUCCUAGCCAUAUUCCUGAAGGGAAAAGGUUACGAGCCGGUCGUAUAUGAACGACUCGAGAAACCUACCGAACAGGGACUCUCGAUGUGUUUGCAACCGAAUGGCCUGCGCGUUCUAUCGUUAAUUCCAGGCUUCUGCGCCAAGAUUGUUGGCUUGCAGCUCAAGAAUCUCUUCUUCUGUUCCUCCCUUUCGGAAGACGAAGGCCUCCUCGCGGAGACUGACGCGCCCUCGAUGUUACCAGAGCUUGUCGGUCCGGGCAUGUGUGUGCUCGGUGUGCAUCGUGCCACGUUCUGCCGCACUCUUGUUGAGGAAGCAGAAAGCCACGGCGUGCAGAUUGUCUGGGGACACCAAGUUGUCGGGCUCACGCAGUCUGAGGACAGUGUCGAACUAGCUUUCGCAAAUGGCAAGACUGACACCGCCAGCUUUGUCGUCGGCUGCGAUGGCCUGCACAGCAAUACUCGCAUCAGCCUGUUUGGCGAGGAGAAAGCCGAUUUUACGGGCCUCACACAGACUGGCGGCUCAUCUCCGACCCCUAAGGCUUACCUGAACCGUCCUGGGGUGACAAAUAUAUACGGCAAUGGCGCACACAUGGUCUUCUAUCAGGUCAACGAAAAGCAGACAUCUUGGGCCGUCACUUUGCAAGAACCUGAGGCCAAGGAGACUUGGCGCGCAAUGGACGAAGAACGUCAACGGGAAUUCAGAGAAAGCCGUUUCAACAAGUGGGGAUUUGGUGGAGGAGAACUCGUCUCUAAUGCCAAGACCAUUGUCAAGUAUGGGCUGUACGAUAGGCCUGAAUUGAAGACCUGGCACAAGGAUAGGGUCGUGCUGCUGGGAGAUGCUGCUCAUCCGACAAGUCCACACCUUGGACAGGGCGCGAACCAAGCAUUCGAAGACAUCUAUCAUCUCGUGCGACUUCUGGCGAAACAUAACCCAUCUGGCGAAGCGCCUUCUACCUCCCUCCUUUCCACGAUUUUCACCGAGUUCGAGCAACGUCGCAUCCCCCGCACCUCCGCUCUAGUCAAGGGGGCACGGCAGCAGGGUGAGAAUCGCGUACUGCAUGGGGUGCCGGCGUGCAAGAAACGCAACGACGCGAUUCGCGAGAUGUACAUGGACGGCAGUACCCUGGCAGAUAGUUACAAGCAGGCUUACAGUGAGCCGUUCGAGCAAGGAAAGAGUGAGAUCUAG